This is a messenger RNA of Phycodurus eques (leafy seadragon), 3501 nucleotides long. It is a transcript of the gene c1qtnf1, whose product is annotated as C1q and TNF related 1. The record is from RefSeq and is a predicted model, not a curated record. The transcript is spliced from 4 exons. NCBI's taxonomy places the organism in Eukaryota, Metazoa, Chordata, Actinopteri, Syngnathiformes, Syngnathidae. The coding region runs from base 167 to 967 and encodes 266 amino acids. Gene Ontology annotation, molecular function: protein binding.
UACUGGCACACACUGACUAUGCUCUGUGUUUAAAGAGCAAAGAAUUAUCUCAGGAAAAAGAUACGCAAAACAAAAAACAAAAAAGGAACUUUGCCUGUCGAAGAGUGGGACAGGCACUCAAGGAAAAUAAAUACCUUUUUCCAUUCUGAGAGGAAAAUAACGUGUGAUGGCAACAAAAAUGACACUUGCCAUUGUUUGGAUGUUUAUGCUCACAUGGCAUUGUCCAGUCAUUUCCUACCGAAAAAUCCAACAUGGGAUGAAAGAUUCAGAGAUCAGGAGGGACCACGCGGAGCAGGACUACUAUCGUGAUGCCAGGAGUACAGAGUGUCGCCGGUGCUGUGACCCAGGAGAGUAUGCCAGCCAGGACUACCCACAGUACCGGAUUGUACCUCAGAUCAACAUUACCUUAUUGAAAGGUGAGAAAGGUGAGGUUGGUGAAAGGGGAGCUUAUGGUAAACCAGGCAGAACAGGUCAAAUGGGCCCACCAGGUUCUAGUGGCACGAAAGGAAGCAAAGGUAGCAUGGGUGUUCCAGGGGAGCCCUGCAAGUCCUCCUUUGCAGCCUUCUCUGUGGCCCGCAAGAAGGGUCUCCACUCCAACCACUAUUACCAGACACUGACAUUUGACACAGAGAUAGUAAAUCUUUACGGACACUUCAACAUGUUUUCAGGUAAGUUUUAUUGCUAUGUGCCGGGGAUCUACUACUUCAGUCUGAAUGUGCACACAUGGAACCAAAAGGAGACUUACCUUCACGUGAUGCACAAUGAAAAGGACGUUGUGGUCCUCUACGCGCAACCCAGUGAUCGCUCCAUCAUGCAAAGCCAAAGUCUGAUGUUGGAACUUGAAAGCGGUGACCAGGUCUGGGUCAGACUCUACAAAGGAGAACGUGAGAAUGCCAUCUUCAGUGACGAAAUCGACAUUUACAUAAUAUUCAACGGGCAUCUGAUUAAACACAAAGAUGAGCUUUAGAUUACACAGUGGCCUAGUUUUAAUGGUAAUAUAGUAUUAAUGGCAAUGGUUCAAUGGUAAAAUAUUACUAGGAAAUUGGUUUGGAACUUGUUCAGUUGAUCAUCAUUAUUGCUCUAGAAUUUUUAAAUAUAUGCAGUGGUGGUACAUAAGUAUAUGAACUGAAUUUCUUGAACUGAACUGAAACAUAUUACAAUACUUUGUUACAUUGGGUCAAUUCAUAUAAUUUAAUUUUAAUAGCUUUACCUUUGGUACAUGUGCUUCAUAACAUACUGUUCACAUAUGCACUGUACAGAGCGAGGCAUAACAGAAGAUUAUGGUGUAGCCCAACUAACAUGCAAAUCAACAAUUAAAAUCAGUGUAAAUAUUAGUCCAAUAGUCAAGUGCCAGAAAAUGUUUUGUGAUUUAGACAAAAACCUUUUAAUGAAUGGCAAGCUUUGCAAGUUGUGCAUUGUUAGAUAUUUCAGAGGGUUUUACAGUAACAUACUGGAAACACUGUUGCGUUGCCAGUAAGUUAUCCCUCAUCAUUCUUCCCUGUUUAAUAAUUUAUUCUUUGGUCCAUGUCCCAUUAGCUCUCAAAGUUGAAUAAUAACAAACAAAUAAACUGUUUCUAUAAUAACUUCCUUGGUGGAGGCAAUAGGGUGACAAUUAACUCUUACUUAUAGGCAGAUUUAUUUACAGUAUAUAGUCAAUUUCAUACAAGGAUGUAAUUCAAUAUGCUUUACACAGAGCUAAAUAAGGCAAAUAACAUAAAUAUAUACAAUUACAUCAAGUAAGAUCAACAAACACAAGUGUGCUAAAAUGAAGAAAUAAAACAACACUUUCUCGAAUGUGAGCCAGUAUGAGAGCUGUUUCGUAUACAGCACUGUAAUCAACAAUCACAAUAAUAAAGACAUUCAAAGAUUUAUAACUCUCUGACAAUGUCAGCCCAAACUGACUGGGAAGUUUCGCAUUACCAGUAAUGAAUAUAAUACUGUAAAUAAAUAAUGACCAGUAAGUGUUCUAUAUGUUUAUAAUACAUUGUUGUCCAAAACAUUUAUACAUGUAUAAAAUAAAACUCUGUUACUGUAAGGGAAUGCUUUCUAUCCAUAUGCCUUUCUUAUUUAAAAUGAAAAAUAUAUUGUUGAAUACCAAACUGUAUAUUGUACUAUAUAUUUAAGGGUAUCACAAACAACUGAAGUACCAUUAUAAACUCCCUUUCUUUAAGUUUUCCGUCAAUCUUCAGAUUUAAAUAAUUUUAGACCCAUCUCCAAACUCCCAUUUUUAUCUAAAAUUGUAGAAAACAAAAAAGGUCUCUUACCAGUUAAUCUCUUUUAUGAGCAAUAAUUAGUUGUUUGAGAAAUUUCACUCUGGUUUUCACAGAGCACUGAGACUGCUUUGGACAAGGUCUCUAAUGAUUUGCUGCUUGCAACUGACACAGGCCAGUCUUCUAUUUUAAUACUCCUUGACCUCAGCCCAGUAUUUGACACUGUGGACCAUGAUGUCUUGCUCAACCGUCUGAAAAAUUCGUUGGCAUCACUGAUGUCAAAUAUGUCCAAUUCUCGGUCAUGAUCGGUGGCACCUCCUCCUUCAGGAUUCCGUUUCUAUAUAGGGUCCCCCAGAGGUCGAUCAUGGGCCCCCUUUUAUUCACCAUUUACAUGUUAACUCUUUGGUAAAUCAUCCGUAAACAUAACAUCAACUUUCAUUGUUAUGCAGAUGAUACACAAUUAUAUGUCCCAUUAAAAUCUGGUUGCACCUACUUGUCACAUAUUAUAUCUUGUUUGGCAAUCAGUGGAUACAAAAAAAAUUCUUACAACUUAACGACUCCAACUCAGAAGUGAUCAUGAUUAACUCUCCCGGCCACGUCACUAGUAGUAUCAAUAACCUCUCCUCUGGUCUAGGUGCCCUCUCUUCAAAUACAGUAUUUGCAAUGAGGACCGGAACUUGGGUUUAAUUUUUUACUCUAACUUAUCAUUUGACACCCAGAUAACCAAAGUUCUACAUUCGUGUUUCUCACACAUCAGAAAACAACAAAAAUCAUUCCUUUCCUUUGCUGACUUUGAAAAGAUUACUCAUGCCUUUAUCACAUCCAGACUUGACUACUGCAAUGCAUUUUACUCUGGCAUCACCAAAGGCAAUAGCCAAAGACUGCAUUUAGUCCAAAAGUCUGCUGCCAGGUUUUUAACAGAAGAAGAGACCACACCACACCAGUUCUUGGUGCCCUUCACGAGUAACCUGUGAGUUUUAGAAUUGAUUUUAAGAAUUAACUUCUUUUUCUUAAAGUUUUUAAUGGUCAGGCUCCGGCUUAUAUCUGUGAUCUGCUUACUCCCUGUAAGCCUAAUUGCUGCCUGAGAUCUUCAAGUAGGGCCCCCCUUAAGGUUCCAAUAACUCACAUGGUCACUAAGGGUGACCAGGCCCCUCAACUGUGGGGACUCCCUGCUUGAGGAUCUCAGGCAGCAAACUCAAUGUCCUCUUUUAAAUCUCUUCUGAAGACUCACUUUCAUCGUUUGGCAUUUCUUAACUGUUAAUAUUUCUAACUCUUAUCUUUACUGUGUUAU